GGCCUCUUAAUAAAGGGACAUUACUCAAUCCACUCAUCACUAUGACAUGUCACCGGUUUGUCUGAAGCAAUAUUGUUGAAAAGUGUGAUUUGAGUUGGUAUUCCACGUUGAAUGAUUGUGAACGACGUUACUCGACAGUUUAUUUAUUUCAACUUUUAACUCAAAAUUUGGUCUUAGUGCCAGAACAAUGUCCACGAAGUCGACAAGAAUUGUUCGUUUUAUUUGUACUUUCCUUUUUGUAUUUCAACUCUGUUCGUUAGUGGAUUGUUAUUCUCAUUCUGAAAACAUCGUGGAAAAUGUUGACCAUUUACCUGGAAGAAGAUUAUUAGAUGAUCCUAAGGUGUCAGAAACGAAAAACAAGGACAAAGAUAAAGAUAAGAAAAAGGACCAGCUGCAUGCUCUGAGGACUAGUGAAAUAAGGCUUGCACGAGUUCCCUGGACAAGUCCUAAAACAGAUGAAUAUUCAAAGGCUACAUAUACAUCGGAGGAGGAGGAGUGGUGGUCGGACGAGCAUGGCAUCCUCCAUCACCUGCGGAAGAGGAAAGGGGACCUGGGCUUCAUCCAUGGUUUUGUUGCCUCUCUUUCUGUCAUCAUUGUGUCGGAGCUGGGAGACAAGACCUUCUUCAUCGCGGCCAUCAUGGCCAUGCGACACUCGCGUCUCACUGUCCUGACUGGAGCUCUCGGGGCUCUCAUCUUUAUGACCAUCCUCUCAGGUUUGGUCGGGUAUGCUACAACUGUGAUCCCGCGGGCUUAUACUUAUUACAUUUCCUCCUUGCUGUUUGCUGUGUUUGGUAUCAAGAUGUUGAAAGAAGGGUGGAGCAUGUCACCUGAUGAAGGACAGGAUGAGUAUGAGGAAGUGCAGGCUGAUCUCAAGAAGCGGGAGGAUGAGCUCCAGAAACAGAACAUGCCAACCACCGACAUCGAGACUGGUAUUAUCCGCACUCCCGGCCGCCGCUUCCUGUCGGGACUUAUCUCCACUGUGUUGCUGCAGAGUUUUACCCUGACAUUUCUAGCUGAAUGGGGAGACCGGUCUCAGAUUGCAACAAUAGUUUUAGCAGCCAGGGAGGAAAUCUGGGGUGUAUUGCUGGGAGGGUUCCUGGGUCAUGCUCUCUGCACGGGUCUUGCUGUGAUAGGAGGACGGAUGAUUGCUCAGAGGAUAUCUAUCAGAACAGUUACCCUGAUUGGCGGCGUAGUGUUCAUCUUGUUUGCAUUCUCAGCGCUGUUUUUCGGUCCCGAUGACUGAGGCCUCCCAUCGAAGACAUCACGACUCUGCCCAGUAAUUUAUUAUCACUUAGCAUCUUGUUAUGUCACAACUGGCCCAGCUGCCAUGAUAAAAGUGCUCAGUAGAACACAUGUAGGUGUUAUGGUUGCUCGCAGAACAAACAGGGGAAUUAUACAAUUUAAUUUCCACCAGGGAAUUGAAUCACAAAUCAUGUUUACCAAUAUAUAUUCCUACUCUGUCAUAUGAACAGCACCUAGUUCCACAAAGCAAUCUUAGUGCUAAGACGAAUGUAACUCUCAUUCUGUAAUAUAGUCAUCUUAUCGUGAAGAUCGCUUUGUAGAAUGGGCCCUAGGUAAGGAAAUGUCAAUUCAAAAAAUAAUCAGCAAGAAACAGAAGCAUUGAGCAAAUAGGAACUGGCCUCAAGUUUCGAAGAAGAAACAAAUUAUUUAGGUUUGAAUAUUUACAGGGUUACUCGUAAUUAUGACAUGGUUGUUGAGUAGUGUUUAGACGUCCCUGUUAUUGUCAUCAUUGUAUCUUUGUUGCUGGAGCUAAUUGCUGGUAGUGAUGGCAACUGACACGGCUCUAUUGGAUUAUUUAUGGAGUAUUUACAUCAGUCAAGAUUUCAGAUUGGUUCAAUGUCCAGACCAUUGACUGAUAGACAAGAUGUGCUGUCGAUAUUUUUUAAAUUUGGUAGGGAUAUAGAAGGAUGUCCUAUCAAAAGUUCAUCAAAACGACCUUAUGCCAUUUGUCUUGUGUAUGUGUUGCACGAUUUAUGAUAUGGAGUUAUAUAUUAUAUUAUGUAUGAAGAAUAUGAUUAAGAGCCAAAGAUUUCCAUGAUGUUAAAUAUGAACAGGUGUUGAUAUUAUUCUUGGAUAUUUGUUUUAUUCAGCAUUAUCGUAUCAUCAUGGUGAUUAAGUAAGGGGGAAAAUCAGACACAAUAUAACCAGUUAUGAAGUAGGGGCAGAUUUUGACACUCUUCCAGAGACACAAGGGUUUGUUAAGUGAUUCUCCCUGUGACAUGACCCCGUAAUGUUAUUUAUCAUCCCAAACUGCCUCCCACAGGAGAUAUCACUUGGAUGAGAUCAAGCGAUAUCUACAUUGUAGAUAUAGCUGAAAUUAAAUUGCAUCACAAUGCUUUGCACACCAUUAUGACAUCAUUGGUUACCAUGACAUUACAAUCAAAUGACAUCACUAAUGGCUCUGCUACUGAAGCUGUUAGCAGUACUUUUUACACUUAAGACCAUGUGAAGACACUGCCUAUUACUGUCUUCAAACUGAAAAAGUUGGAAGAAUGAUGUUGGAUGAUAAAUAAAAUCUCAUCCUCGUCUCUUUUGAUAUCAAAUAUGUCAACACUCGUUGAUAUAAAUGGAAAAAAUCCUCGGCAAGCAUCGGAGUUUUUCCACUUUUAUCAACUCGUGUUGAUAUAUUUGAUAUCAAAAGACACUCGGGUGAGAUUCUCUAUAUCUCCAGUGUUGGUAUUUAUUCAGAAACAUAUCUCCACAUGAAGCAAGCUGCUGUUCUGUCUGUGUUGGUCAUAGCACAGUCAUGUUGUUAUCCCCAAGGAUGUCUGCUGGUCUGAACUCAACAUAGGUUGGAACUAUUUUACAUCUUUCUUGUCUCUUUAUUUACCAACAAUAUACGUUUUGCCAAUAGGGUUAUAACUUGUCACGUUAACUUUUAUACAUGAAGUAUCCUCAGGAGGACUAAGCUUGAGGGCUUAAAAAAAUAAAGAAUUGGUUCUCAGGCAAUGACUUUUAAAAAUAUAUGCGCCAGGAGGUGUUGGCUUUUUGUGUGAAACAUGCGGGAUAGACUUUAUGAUGAUGCGUCCGCAGCUUGAGAACCAAUGAUAUGUCCUGAUGAUGUAAGGAUGAUGUCUUUUUAGAUUACCAUGGUUACAGUGUAGGUAUGACUUCUGUCUCAGUUGGUGACAUGGACCUAUGUGUAUCCAAACUUCAUUAUCUAAUAGGGUUCAUAUAACCUAAUGGUGCAUUCAAUUUCUUAUUUGUUAAUGGUGGCGUUAAAAUGACUUGUACAAAACAGUCAUUAAACUUUCAUUAAAAAAUGAUACUUUAGGCUUAAAAAAAAUAAAAGAAUUGGUUCUCAGGCAAUGGUUUU
This is a messenger RNA of Haliotis rufescens (red abalone), 3337 nucleotides long. Its product is annotated as transmembrane protein 165-like. The transcript has 8 exons. Gene Ontology annotation, biological process: Golgi calcium ion homeostasis; calcium ion transmembrane transport; Golgi calcium ion transport. The record is from RefSeq and is a predicted model, not a curated record. Gene Ontology annotation, molecular function: calcium ion transmembrane transporter activity; manganese ion transmembrane transporter activity. Gene Ontology annotation, cellular component: Golgi apparatus. Bases 188 to 1243 code for a protein of 351 amino acids. NCBI's taxonomy places the organism in Eukaryota, Metazoa, Mollusca, Gastropoda, Lepetellida, Haliotidae.